Molecule: messenger RNA, 1386 nt
Organism: Kazachstania africana CBS 2517
Lineage: Eukaryota; Fungi; Ascomycota; Saccharomycetes; Saccharomycetales; Saccharomycetaceae
Gene: FKH1
Product: forkhead family transcription factor FKH1
Exons: 1
Coding region: 1-1386 (461 amino acids)
Biological process (GO): regulation of transcription by RNA polymerase II
Molecular function (GO): protein binding; DNA-binding transcription factor activity, RNA polymerase II-specific; RNA polymerase II cis-regulatory region sequence-specific DNA binding
Source: RefSeq, a predicted model, not a curated record
AUGGUGAAAUAUGGCGAUAUUGACUUGGAUCAGUACUCUGUGGAGGACCGAUUAGGACUGAUCAAUUCGAUUAUAUCGAUUUUAUCAACCUCUGAAGAAGAUCCGUUUGUUUCAAAAUUAUACUCAAAUAGAAAGACAGUAAGUUCCGAAGUGCAGGCUUAUGCUAAAAUAUCGGGGAAAGAGUGGACAUUUUACGUGAAAUCGUUACAGGUUACUCUGGGAAGAAACACUGACACUUUCAAUUUAAUGAAUAAUGUAUUGAAUGACCAAGCGACUCAGCCAGAUCAUUUGAACCCCAUAGCUACUGGACUGAUCGAUAUUGAUCUUGGGCCCGCAAAAAUUGUCUCCAGAAAACAUGCGACCAUCACUUUUAAUAGAGUCACAGGAUUUUGGCAAUUACUCGUCCCUGGACGUAACGGUGCUAAGAUAAAUUUUAAGAGAGUAAAAGCUGGUAAGAAUGCAGAACCAGUGGAUUUGAAGUCUGGUGAUAUUAUAGAUGUUGGCGGUGUGCAGAUGAUGUUCAUAUUACCAGAUCAGGAGCCAGUAGUGCCCUAUGAAGUCAUAACUACCUUAAUACCCAAAUUAGUUACCAUGUACGGCCUCAGUGGUAAUAACAAUAAAUUAUUAUGUGCUAUAAUAAACAAUUCAGAAUAUGUCAAGAAACAGAAACAAUUAGGAUACAUCACCUUCCAUCUGCAGGAAAAUGGUUCCACUGGACCCAUGAAAAAUGAAGAUGGCAAUAAUAAUGAGGGACCUGAUGAAUCCAUUUUCAAUAAUGCUAUCCAAAGUCCCUCUGGACCACUUACUCAAACCCUUUCAGUAUUUCCUCCUCCGACGGCGACAAUGUCGCAUAAUAAUUCCAAUAUGGCGUCCAAUAUAAUGAGCAACCCAAUAUCGUCAAAUAAGUUUAAAAUCAGCAAUAGUAAGAGUGGGAAACCAAGUGCGUCAUAUGCAACAUUGAUCACGCAAGCUAUACUAUCAUCACCUGAAGGAAUCAUUUCACUAUCAGAUAUAUAUAAAUUCAUUGAAAAUACCCACGAAUAUUAUAAGACGACAAAUAUCGGUUGGCAAAAUUCAGUUAGACAUAAUUUAUCAUUGAAUCCUGCGUUUGAAAAAGUUCCAAGGAAGCCACACGAGUCUGGAAAAGGGAUGAAAUGGAGAAUUAAUGAAUCAUUUAAAACAGAUUUCUUAAAAAGAUGGUCAAGUGGUAAAAUCUCCAAAUUAAAGAAAAAUGCAUCUGUCGAUAGACAAUUAUUCUUACAUAUGUCAAAAUUCAACGAACUUCCAGGUGAAAAACCUUUACAAGAAGAAAACGUACCGAAAAAAGUACAUACUCAGAUAAUGACUUCAGGGCAAGAUGAAAAUGGGAGUGCAUACGGCAUUUGA